GCAGCUCUUUAUGAAUGAAACUCUUCCUCUGGCUGUCCUCCUUUGAAAAAUGCCUCCAGACUCAAACUUCACCACAGUUUCCAACCCGCUAACGUCUGCCCGUGGAGGCGGCGGCUGCCCUCCUGUUGGCAUCCAGCUGGAAGGCCUCAUCAUGCCUCCAGUCCUGAUCAUCGACGUUAUCCUGGGAUUCAUGGGAAACAUUGUGGCACUUUGGAUCUUCUGCUUUAAGCUGAAGGCCUGGAACCCAAACACCCUGUUCCUCUUUAACCUGGUUAUUGCUGACUUCUUUGCCCUGGUGAGUCUGCCGCUGAGGAUCGAUGCCUUGCUCAGAGGCCAUUGGGUGUUUGGAGAUGGCAUGUGCCGGAUAAACCUCUUCCUGAUGUUUUCCAACCGAUCUGCCAGCAUUGCACUCAUGACCGUUGUGGCAAUUUACCGCUACUUCAAGAUAGUCCACUCUCAUCAUCGCUUCAACCGUAUGACCAAGCGACAGGCUGCUUUUGUCUCAGUGUUGGUCUGGCUGUUGGUGAUCAGUCCUCGGGUUCCCAUGCUGGCCUUCAACCACAUCAAGGGCAGCGGAGAGAAGACCCAGUGCUUCUUCUUCACGUCCUAUAAGGAGGCGUCCCGUUCAAUCAUCAUCCUGGUCGGCAUGCACCGCAUACUGACGGUGCUGGAGUUCAUCGUCCCCAUGGCCAUGCUGCUGUUCUGCUCCGUCCGGAUCUCCUGCUUCCUGAAGCAGAGGCAGAUGGGGAAACCUGAGAAGGUGCGGAAGGCCAUGAGGAUGUGUGGCGCCAUCGUGGCUGUGUUCAUCAUCUGCUUCCUUCCCACCACGGUCACCACCAUCGGCGUGUGGGUCAUCCGCUCGUUCCGACCAUGGGACUGCACUGCCUUCUACACCUUUACUCAGCUCACCAUUGUGUCUUUGGGUCUGAACUUCCUGAACUCGGCUCUGGACCCCAUCGUCUACGUCUUCUCCAGCUCGAUGUUCCGGAAGGCGCUGCUGGAGCUUCUACCCUGUAGAAAGGAUGAAGGCCAGAAGCGGGAGUCCUCAUCAGGAAACCAAAGCACCACCCAGCAGGAACUGAAGACUUUAAAGGCUGAAUGUGGCAGUGAGGCCGUUCAGAGCGCUGGACCUUAGUUCAGACCAUGGAGGGUUUGGGGACGGUCUGUGCCCGAUCCACCCCUUCCUACCGGCUGAUUAACGCUGGUUUUAAUUCAACGCCAUUGUUAAGGUGGAAUCUGACCUUUCUGUAAAAUCUGCCUCUAAAAGGUUAAUCCUCUGAAAUGUUUUCUACAACGUUCAGUUUGAUGAUGGUUAUUUCAUAAAUAACACACUGACUAUGUUUCCGAGGAAGGUAAACAGUCCCAUCUGUUCUCCAAACACUAGUCAUGUGUUGAUGCUUAGAGUCAAGACUUGUAAACCAGACCAGCAUUUUAUUGCCGUUUUCGCAACAUCAUGUUUGGACUUUAUAAGACAUUCUGGCACAGAAGAAAAUAACAUAUUUAACAUCCUGGCAAUAAAAGUAGGGAUGGUCGGUUAGCAUGUCAGUGCUGCCUGCUGUGGGGGAGUUUCAGGAUCCGUCAGACCCGAUAACUGGUUCUUCUUCUUCAUGUAGAAAGAUCAGAAUGUAGUUUAUUGAUGUCCUGCAUCGUUUAUUGAUGUCCUGCAUCGUUUAUUGAUGUCCUGCAUCGUUUAUUGAUGUCCUGCAUCGUUACUGGCGCUGCUGUGGAAGUCAGUUAGAUACCCAGCAGUGCUCCGUGUGGCAGCCAGAGAAACACUGGAUUCACCAACAGACCCGGAAACUUCCCAAACAGAACACAGUCUGUUCCCAUCAUAGACAGGUCCAGCCACCGCUCCAUGCCACUAGUGAAAAUAGAUCUAUAACAAAUCAUCUAUAUGUUGCCUUUUGUGCAGAAUGUGCCUUUACUUUUGCAACA
Molecule: messenger RNA, 1935 nt
Organism: Cyprinodon variegatus (sheepshead minnow)
Lineage: Eukaryota; Metazoa; Chordata; Actinopteri; Cyprinodontiformes; Cyprinodontidae
Product: hydroxycarboxylic acid receptor 2-like
Exons: 3
Coding region: 50-1135 (361 amino acids)
Biological process (GO): G protein-coupled receptor signaling pathway
Cellular component (GO): membrane
Molecular function (GO): G protein-coupled receptor activity
Source: RefSeq, a predicted model, not a curated record